This is a messenger RNA of Histoplasma capsulatum G186AR, 1635 nucleotides long. RefSeq lists its product as uncharacterized. The record is from RefSeq and is a predicted model, not a curated record. Gene Ontology annotation, molecular function: DNA-binding transcription factor activity. The transcript has a single exon. NCBI's taxonomy places the organism in Eukaryota, Fungi, Ascomycota, Eurotiomycetes, Onygenales, Ajellomycetaceae. The coding region runs from base 1 to 1635 and encodes 544 amino acids.
AUGGAAGCUGAGGUAUUCUAUCCCAUUGACCUUCCUCAUACUCGCUUUUCGGACCUCGAAUAUUCGAGUGACUCCUACUCCUUAUUCACAAAUCCAACGAUUCUGGCCCCUGUUACAGCCCUAGCUAGCUAUCCUGAUGUUGUUGAUACCCAGGAUCUCCGACAGGACGCCCUAUUGCCAAGAACAGCAUACAUGGAGAAGACUCAACUGCCAUGCUGGGUAAAGUCUGUCAACGAUUGCACUCCAAUUUCCGUUGCAGAUGAGAAUCCACAAGCUACAUGUGGCACGUUAAACACACCAUCGGGAGAGAGCGAUGGUAGUGCAUCUGGUGUUUCUCCCGGUCUGAGAUGGGUAUGCGAAUCCCCAGGUGGAUCAUACGGCGGUGAUCUGACGGAAGCAGAUUCAAGUUUAAGUGAACAAUCGUGGGGCCAUGUGUAUACAUCCCGAGACUCCCAAUGCACUACAAGCUACAGCUCAUUUUCCUCCCCUCUCAGUGAUACUUUCCAAUAUCGAGAUCCAUCGAACUGUUUCCCCUCCACAAACGUGGAAGGCUCUUACUGCGGAAGUGAACACUCAGUCAGCCUUCGGGAAGUCCAACACUAUCCUGACCCCGACCCAGAACUAGAGACAAAAUUCAAAAUUGGCAUUGGGUUGGAUGGACAGUCAUUUUCCUUCUAUCCAAAUCUCCCUGCUAGCAACCCGUUCCCUGGAACUAUCAAAUCCUCUCUUGCAAACCAAGACGGGCAAGAAGAUAGGGGGCUGCCGGGUGAGAUCGAUGGCGGGACGGACUCGCCAACAGCCCAAAUUCAACCCGACCAGUUUUCCGCAGCAGAACGGAGAAGGCCCCCUCAUAAACGGAUGAAAUAUUCCACUCAAUCUCCACGAAGAAUUCCAUCGCCACGGAAAUUAAACGACAGCCGUGGUUCAGUGCGGAACAGUGCAUGUCCUAAGCGGACGUCAAAGCAGGGCCGCAGCCUAAAAUCAGCGCAGUCUAUUCGGGGUCAUUCAUCCUCUCAGUCUCAACAGAAGACCGCCGAUCGUCAAUUCAUCUGCGUAUUUGCUCGAUAUGGUUGCAACAGCACUUUCUCCGCCAAAAACGAAUGGAAACGCCAUGUUUCAUCUCAGCAUCUCCAGCUUGGCUUUUAUCGUUGCGACGUAGGAUGUUGCAAUGUUUCCACCUUACAGGCGUCCUCAUCGCCUGAUAUCCCAACCUCAUCUUCGCAUCCACCGCGCUCCCCCAAUGACUUCAACCGCAAGGACCUUUUCACACAGCACCAGCGACGUAUGCAUUCUCCGUGGGCGUCAGCUAACGGAGUGUCACCCAACAAGCUUGAUCAAGAUGCCUUUGACAAGAGCUUAGAGGAUGUGCGCAAGAGGUGCUGGAUUGAGCGGCGGAAAGCUCCACGACAGAGUAUGUGUAACUUCUGCUGCCGGGAGUUUUCCGGCAGCUACUGUUGGGAUGAUCGCAUGGAGCAUGUUGGUAAACACUACGAAAAUCGCGACGUAGAAACUGGCGAAGAUGUUGCGUUGAGAGAGUGGGCUCUUCAGGAAGGCAUUCUCAAGGUGGCUGGUAGAGAUGGAUGGGUGCUUGCCUCUCCGAAAGAGAUAGCGGAACGGCGCGUGGAGGACUUUUAA